This is a messenger RNA of Saccostrea cuccullata (small rock oyster), 2284 nucleotides long. RefSeq names its product peptidyl-prolyl cis-trans isomerase D-like. The record is from RefSeq and is a predicted model, not a curated record. Gene Ontology annotation, molecular function: protein binding; peptidyl-prolyl cis-trans isomerase activity. Gene Ontology annotation, biological process: protein folding; protein peptidyl-prolyl isomerization. The coding region runs from base 17 to 1120 and encodes 367 amino acids. Lineage: Eukaryota; Metazoa; Mollusca; Bivalvia; Ostreida; Ostreidae. The transcript has 11 exons.
GAGGCCAUUUGAAAACAUGGAGAAUCCGGAGAACCCACGAGUUUUCUUUGAUGUUCAAAUAGGCGGCGAAAAUGUGGGCAGAAUUGUCUUUGAAUUAUUCAAAGAUAAACUUCCUAAAACCUGUGAAAACUUCCGAGCAUUAUGUACAGGAGAAAAGGGCACUGGAGAAACCACAGGAUGUCCACUCCACUUUAAGAAUUGUCCUUUUCAUAGAAUAAUAAAGGAUUUCAUGGUCCAAGGAGGGGACUUUUCCAAUAAAAAUGGAACAGGGGGAGAAAGUAUUUAUGGAGCUAAAUUUGAAGAUGAGGGGUUCCCAUACAAACAUGACAAGGCAGGUCUUCUCAGUAUGGCCAAUGCAGGUCCUAAUACAAAUGGUUCACAGUUCUUUAUUUUGUGUAAGCCAGCCCAUCAUCUAGAUGGUAAACAUGUAGUCUUUGGAAAAGUCGUAAAGGGAAUGGGUGUUGUUCGUGAACUGGAGAAUGUGGAAAAAGAUGGAGAAAAUCCAAAACUGGAGUGUGUAAUCAGUGAUUGUGGAGAGCUAGCCCCCGGGCAGGAGGAUGGGGUGUCCACAGGUGAUGAAUCAGGUGACCCGAUUCCUGACUGGCCAGAGGACUGCGAUGUAGAUUUCAGUAAUUCUGAAAACAAAGACAAGGUAUUGGAGAUGAUAAAAUCCAUAAAAGACUGUGGUAAUGGGUUGUUUAAAGAACAGAAAUAUCUACCAGCAAAGAGAAAAUAUAAAAAGGCUCUCAGAUAUUUAAAAGAACUUGAUGACAACAUGGAUUUAAGUGAUGAGGCAAAUGAAGACAUUGAGACAUCUUAUCUAAUCCCAGUUUCUCUUAAUUUAGCUGCAUGUCACCUUAAGCUAGAAGAAUAUGACCAAGCCAUUGAACAAUGUAAUGAAGUACUAACAGCAAAUGAUAAAAAUGUCAAAGCACUGUUCAGGAAGGGUCAAGCAGAGAGUGGCCGCAAGAACUUUGACGAAGCUGUGGAUUGUUUAAGUAAAGCUGCUAAACUGGAACCAUCUGAUAAAGGUAUCCAGAGAGAGUUGGCAAAGGUACAGAAGGUUAUAGAGGAAUAUAAAGCUAAAGAGAAAAAAAUGUAUGCCAAAAUGUUUGCAUGAUUUCCUUAACUUCAAACUUUAUUGUUAACCAUUUUCUUUAUACUUAUGAGGGCUGUCCAAAAAUAUGUGGAUGCAGGCUAUUUUAUUGUCUACUGUACAUUUAUUAUUGAAACUGUCAAUUGUGUGUAAUAAUAUUUAAAAAUUAUAGACUUCAGUUGAGUAAAUAUGUGAAAUAUGUAACAAAUCAGAGUACAUGUAUGACAAAAUAAAUUACAAAUGUUAUCAGUAUAAAUACUAUGCAUGUACAAGACACACAACCCAGUCUGUAAAAUUCAUAUAAAGAUCAUGAUUUUCAUCACAAGACAAUGUUUUAACACUUUUUUUCAUCAUUUACAUUGACAACACUGCCAUAUUUUUGUUAUAAACUAGUAUUUUGUUAAUUUUUCCUGAAUUUUUUUUUUUGGACAGUCCUUUGAAAUAUGCAUGUAUGUAUAUUACCUAAUAUGUAAUCAUCUGAAUGGAACUCUUUUUUUAGAAUUAGUUUUAUGAAUUCUUAACAUAAGAUAGCAAAUUAAGGAGGAAAAGGUAUUUUUGAUUGAAGAGUGUCUGGUCUCCAUCUGUAGAUUUUUCACAUUUUUAAUCAAUUUCUCCAAAACUUCUCAGUAAGUAUCUAUAAAACUUUCUAUAAAGCAUUUCUCGAUGUCUGAAUGAAAUUCAAAUAUGUCUGUAUAAUGUAACUUCAAAGUAAUGUCCUACAUGUACUUCAAGGAGGGUACCAGGUGAUAGAGAAAUAGUGAGAAGGUGGGGUCUUGAAGAAUCUUAUGCAAGGAAAAAUAUUCAUAUCCACUGUGUUAGAGAUCUGGAUGUUUAAGAUUCAUAGCGCUAGGAUGGGGCUAGAUUUAGAAUUCAAAGUACCGGUAUGAUGAAAAUCUCAAAAACAGCAAGGCCAAAUUUAAUUUGACAAAUUUGGGUAAUACUGAUACUAUUUAAACAUGUAUUAUGAUUAGUAAUUCAGGUAUUUUUACCUUAAGUUUGCCUUGAACUAGGCACUGCUUACAAGGAUUUGUGAGGGUUUGUCAUUUCUUGUUCAAGAUUCUCUUCAUUUUUUCAUUUAUAUCAAUUCCUUUUCAUAUAGAAUUUAUAUAUUGGGUACAUUGUAUGACAUACAUUUUAUUUUAGUGUACUUGUAUCAUGCAAUGUACAUAAAUAAAAAAUUAAAAUCAG